CCAAAUCCAAACUGAACCAAAUGCUUGCCUUGCCGCCAUGGUGAUGCUCCUUUGGACGUUGCUGGCACUUGGUGCUGGGCAAGGGCUUCCUGCGACAAAGCCCUGUCAGACAAAGAACUGGCACUUUGCGUUUGGAAAGUGUCAUCAGGAGAAGCGGAACAUCUAUCCAUACGCGCUCCGCUGCACACCCGAGCCAAGUACCACCCCCCAGCCUUUGCUGAAUGUCUCCUGUCGGCAGAGCUGCCCUGCUGGGAAACACCUAGGUGUCCAGCUGAAGGAUUUGCAACCCGAACUCCAAUGCAUCUCCUGCCCUUCCGGGAAGUUCUCCCUUGGAGGAGGCUUGUUGAUCUCUGGUGUGGCGGGCGACUGGCACCAGUCUUGGCCAGUGGGUCUUCGGAGCAGCUGUUCCUAUCAGCUUUCCGAUGGCACCUUGCAAACUCGCAAAGGCAGCACUACGGGCCUCUCCGGUGCGUGUGAGCUUCGGGUGCUGGCCCCCGAGUCCGUGUCCGGGACGUACCUUAUCCGCCGCAUGAUCCCAAGCUCCAAGCGUCCAGUUCGCCCAGUGGCACGCAUCAUAUUGGCUCCCGGCGACCGGCGUCUUUGUACACAGCCCCGGCGCAGUGAUCUCGGGGUUCGGCGGCUGCAGUUCUCUGGGCAGCGGCCGGGGCAGGGCACGAAGGAGCAGCCCAUGUAUCAGCGCUUCUGGUUGCUCGCAGCCAUUGGCGGUUGCACGACGAAGCAGAAAAGCCAAAAUGCGGCUGCCGUGGGAGCAGACGGUGUCUUGCUGGCAUCCGCUGCCUCACUUGCGAUUGGCAGUGGCUACUUCAGCUUGCCACCAUCGACCUCAGGUGGGCGUGCCCACAAUGCCACAGCGCCCAGCUUUCUGAUGCUGGAGGAUCGUGAUUCACAGCUUUUAGCGUCAGGUUUGAGGACCUUGAGCGAAACGAUCCUGGUGAAUAACACUGCCCUCCACGCCUGUGCCAAGAUGCCCACAGCCCCACCCCGACGGCCUGGCUUGGAGGGCUCGGAGUAUGGCUGUGAGCCUUGGACCCCCGAUGAGCUAGGCCUUAGCAUCCACUCCGGAGAGAAUCGUGCGUACAGCCGGCUUGUCUCCACCUUAGAGCUGGCGACCAAUAUCGUCCGUGACCACGGCUAUGUCCUCUUCAGAUACCAAGUCGAUUCCGAGGAGGGUUACGAUGGACUCCGCCUGGAGGUGGAUUGGACCGAGGUGAUGCCCCUGGUGUCUCAGCAAUUGACCUGGAAAGAGCUGCGCGUGAACCUCACCCGAGGCGCGCACUUCCUCCGCUGGCAGUACGUGAAGGAUUACAGCGAUGCUUCUGGGACUGACCGUGCACAACUGCAGCUGGUGCAGGUGGUCGGCACGGCCUUCGCGGACUUGGAGUGCUUCCAUUGUCACGGUAGCGGAACUCACAGUGCUGGAGGAGCGGAGCAUUGCAACGCAUGCGGACGGAACGAGUAUUUGGCAGCUGGAGCAUCGGACCUCGCAAAAUGCAAUCCAUGCCCUGUGGGCCGCUGGUCCACCCCGGGCGCCGUGGGUCUGGGUGCUUGCCACCGCUUGGUGAACUGCACGGAGCGCGACGUGGAGGUUUUCCUGACCAAGUGUGUCAAGGGCAAACAGCAGCAGAAGAGGAGUUGGCUUCAGCCCAUCCGCUGUGAUGUGAAUGCCAGCGGCGCGCAUGCCUUGUUGGCCUCUGGCAAGAUCAUGCCCUGCACCACGUGCGAGCCGAACACCGAGCGUGCCUUCAGCGGCAGCGGCGAGUGCCUGCCAAAGAGACUCCCCUGCAUUACCAACCUAAAACACUAUGCCGUCACUCAGCUGUCACUGAGCCGGUGGGAAGAGUGGCCGAAGAACCUCUCACAGAAGGUCGUCACCACCUUUGGAGAGGUCGAGGGCAACGCCAGCAUCCCUGGCGGAUGGCGACUUUGGCCUGACAAUAGCCCUGGUAUCGGCAUAGACAUCGGCGUGACCGGCGAGCUGGAAAGCCGCCUGAACCUCAUGGUGAUGAUGUUGAUGUCGCCAGGGAAGGUGGCCUUCACACUGGAGAUUUCGGGCGGAUGCCAGUGGGGCACCGACGUGCAGUUCCUGGUGGACAACGUGGAAGCCGCGCACCUCUCGGGGCUCAACGUGACCAGGACCUCCAUGGCCGGGCAGUGGCGUAGACUUCAGGUGGAAGUGCCUUUGUGGCCGGGAGAACACCGCCUCACAUGGCGAAGUGCUCAUCCUGUGCUUGCCACGAACAUCGAGCACGUGCGCUUGAAGUCCGUGAAUGUGACCGGUGCCAGAGGAGGAGGUGAUAUCCGAUGCCAAAGCUGUCCGAACGGGACACAGGUGGGCGCUGACAAAAGAAGCUGCGAACGUUGCCCAGCCGGACAAUACGUUAAACAGGACACCCAGAAGUGCACUCUGUGCCCUCCAGGUUUGUUUAGCCCUGCUGCCGGGAUGAGCUGCUACAAAUGCCCUCAAGGCACUUACAGCCUCUCUGGUGCCACAGAGUGUAAGUUGCUGGGGAUCCUGAAGACCACGGAGCCCACCGCCGCAAAGGUGGACAAUCCUCAGGAGGUGGUAAUGAAUGCAACAGCAGCAGUCGCGCACUGGAACCAGGUCACCAAGGGCGUCAGCGGGCCCUUCUUGGUGGCUGGCCGACAAUUCCUCAUCAACCUCAUCAGGCCGAUCGAGUCGGAGGACGGCAGGGCCUUUGUUUGGGAAAUUCCACAGGUCUGCCGCAACCGCAAUGGGCGGCCUGCGACGACAGCCUCAGUUACCCCGAGCUCGCCGUCGCUGGCCAUCCCCGUGGGCAUGCAAUUGACCAAGGUCGAGGCAGUGGCCGAAGGGAACGUCCGUGGUGUACGCUUCCGUUGGACCAAGGAGUUUCAGCCUAUCUUUGAGAACAAAUCGCUGGUCAAACCAAAAGUUGUGGCCUGUGGUGCUGAGGGACGGCCAGAGGCGCUCCAAGUGGCCACGCUGUUGCUGCGCUGCGACCCCACGGCGCGUGACCUUGCACCGGAAGCGAGGAUGGAUCCAAGGGGGAUAGUUCACCUUGACGAUCUCAGACUGGCAGGUGGCGGUACCAUCUUCAACCAAAUGCUGGGCUGCAACAGGGUGGAUUUGGAGUGGUCGACACUGAUGGCAUGUCCUGCUUGUCAGGCACAAGACUUCGCAGCACAGCGCACUGAGUGUGACCAGAACGGCUACCGCCUGGUCAGCUACAAGCUGAUGAGGCCUUGCAUCGGUGGCUUCCGAGCACCACCCGGCUACGAGGAGAGUUGUGAUGGCAAGGAUGUGAGGAGUGUCGUCAAGGGCGUCGAAGAGACGGUGAAGCAGAAGUACCCCGUGCGGGCGGUUGUCUUCGCCAUUGCUACGAUCCUGCUUGGCUGCCUUCUGGUGUGCUAUGCCAGCCACCUGCAUAGGAGGUACCGGCAGCGCUUUCUGGAAGAUGGUGGGCUUUGAGGUCGCUGAAAAGGGCGUGGUGAUGGCAAGGAAUUGGGGAACAGGUUCUUCCCAACUUCAGGUGCACACACAUGAGAUACACCUUGAGUGCAUCUUCGUUUGUGUCAUUGAUGUGGAACAUUGAAGGCCAAGUGGAAGUUUUCCGUCACUUGUUCGGCUUUGAUGUCUUUGGACGGGUACCUGAUCUGGGGCUGUUAUUGUGUCAGUGAUUCUGGAAUGUAGUUGCUCAAAUGUGGAUGUGUGCGAAACCCAUAGAACCAGAAACGGGUUUGGGAGGGCGUAGGUAGUGUUUUUUGUUGAAACCAACAGCUAAUUACUGAACAAAGCCGACCACAAAGAAUUCCCAGGGUUGUUAGGUAGUGGAGAAUACCCUGAUUCUCCCAAAUCAAUGAUCUCAGAGCCAAUACUCACUGCUUGAUACGCUGCAUGUGUGUGGCUGCUGAGCAGAAAUGACA
Molecule: messenger RNA, 3924 nt
Organism: Durusdinium trenchii
Lineage: Eukaryota; Dinophyceae; Suessiales; Symbiodiniaceae
Source: the annotation of a GenBank genome assembly